Molecule: messenger RNA, 840 nt
Organism: Echinostoma caproni
Lineage: Eukaryota; Metazoa; Platyhelminthes; Trematoda; Plagiorchiida; Echinostomatidae
Source: the annotation of a GenBank genome assembly
AUGAACGACAAGGUGGAAGCGUUCCUGAAUCAGUUGCACACAGGUGAUGACACAACGGUCGCGGAAACCCUCACCGCUGCCACUGAAGCCCCAGGUAUCUUUGUUUUUGGCGAAUUUCUUGAUCACCCUGCUGUACAACAGCUUAAAAAUGGACCGAAAGCCAACAUGUUUGAUCUGUUAAAUUUGUUUUGUUACGGUUCUUAUGAAGAGUAUGCGGCCAAACCAGACAAAUAUCCUCAACUUAGCCAGGCUCAGAUUCGAAAAUUGAAGCAGCUAUCAAUCAUCGACGCUGCACAUCACCAAAGACACAUUUCAUAUAAAUCAUUGUUCGACAAACUGGGGAUCUCAUCUUCACGAGAUCUAGAGGAUCUGAUCAUUGAGUUGUUCUACUUAGAAGCAAUAACUGGUAAAUUGGAUCAGCAGCGUGCUUUGCUAGAAGUUGAGUCAGCGAUUGGACGGGAUAUACACGAGGAACAGAUACCUGAACUACAAAAAGCGCUGGAUGUUUGGUUGAACCGAGUGGAAUCGGUCUUGGUGCACAUGGGCAAGGAGAUAAAAUUGGCCAAUGAACGUCGAUUCGAAUCCGAGGUACAUCAACGAAGUGUACUCGAGGCGGCUUCUUCCCUCAAAGAAGCUUUACGUGGUCAACUGACCAAGAGCGAGGUGGAUACUGCUCGAAUGGAUGUUGACGAUCCUUUUGUACAUCCGGACUUGUUGCCUGACGGUCGAUCCGGCGGACAUUUCCGUUCAACCGGUACCGCUGUGGACAGUCCCGGUGGUGACAAGGACGGACGAAGCCGAAUGACUGUGUUCAAAGGACUAAGGAAGUUUAACAAAUAA